AGAUGAUGGUGUCACAAGAAGAAGAAAUAUUCUCUGUAACAAUCGAUGUGCCUCAUGGUGAGCGCCUUGGUCUACUGCUUGCUGGUGGCACAGAUUCUCCCAUUGAGAUUAAAACAGUACAGGACGGUUCAGUAGCCAGUCUGAGUGGUUUGACUGGAGGACUACAGAUAAUGAGUGUUAACAAUACUAUAUUCGCUCCUACAACCACGCACCAUGACGCCAUUAUGGCGCUCACUGCUUCUAAUAUACUUAACAUCUCUGUAAAGAGAAACAUUGGAAGCGCUAAAAGGAAACUUUUAGAAGAUACAGACAAGUCCCUGGAAGAUGAUGAGGAGAAUAUGGAUGAUAAAGAAAUUAAAGACAUGUCAUAUGGGGUGAAGAAGACGGACAUCGGCUCAACUCUCUCGAUAUAUCUCCAGAAGAGGCACGCUCUACACAACUUUCAUCUUGUAGAAGUUACAAGCUCCUUAUGGCUAUCUGGUUGGAACCAGAAAGAACCAGCGCUACAGGACAAGUUUCAUGUUGGAGAUCAGCUGCUAAGCGUGAACGGACAACCUGUAACCACAGUUGCUGAAGCGUAUACAAUCAUGGAGAUGACCCCAAGCGGAGUGGAGUUGCUGCUGAAAAGAAUGCCCCUCGCUGCUGAGUACAAAAUGCAUAGAGAGAAGGAAUCUGAAGAUUGGGGAAUGCAAAUUAGACAGAACAGAUUGGUUGAUGUGAUACACGGUGGUAUAGCUUGGACUGCUGGACUGCAGCCCUUCUCUGCUGAGUUUGCUGAUAAAGCCUGCUCGUGGGCCAUUACUCAAGUCAACAGGUGCCCAGUUAGUGUGCUCUGCAGAUCUACUGACGUCAUCUGGACCAAGAUAAACAGUGGGAAGACCGAUGUUUCCAUCACUCUUCAGCCCUCCGAAUUUGUAAAUCUUCUCUCAAAUUCUCUUCUCGAACACCCCCACUACGAGGACUUUGUAGCCAGAUCUUGAAAACGAAUUCUGAUAAUCUUAUUUAAGUGGGUAAUUCGAAUGUAAGUAUCUUAUGGACGGUUGGGUGUCAGUCAGAGAUUUUAUUAGUCAGAAGUUUUAUGUCACGUUUCAGAGUUGAGAAUUUAGUAGCCAAGCUUUCAUUUGCAUUUUUAUUUCCUUGUAUACAGUGUACAUAA
This is a messenger RNA of Bolinopsis microptera, 1156 nucleotides long. RefSeq lists its product as uncharacterized. Gene Ontology annotation, molecular function: protein binding. Bases 3 to 980 code for a protein of 325 amino acids. The transcript is spliced from 9 exons. The record is from RefSeq and is a predicted model, not a curated record. NCBI's taxonomy places the organism in Eukaryota, Metazoa, Ctenophora, Tentaculata, Lobata, Bolinopsidae. Gene Ontology annotation, cellular component: plasma membrane; cytoplasm.